This is a messenger RNA of Scatophagus argus, 3996 nucleotides long. It is a transcript of the gene valopa, whose product is annotated as vertebrate ancient long opsin a. Gene Ontology annotation, molecular function: G protein-coupled receptor activity. The coding region runs from base 697 to 1860 and encodes 387 amino acids. The transcript has 5 exons. Gene Ontology annotation, biological process: G protein-coupled receptor signaling pathway; visual perception. NCBI's taxonomy places the organism in Eukaryota, Metazoa, Chordata, Actinopteri, Scatophagidae. The record is from RefSeq and is a predicted model, not a curated record. Gene Ontology annotation, cellular component: membrane; photoreceptor outer segment.
GAAUCAUUACACAUGAUCAACCAACUGCGCUCUAGAAAGGACAAAGCACCACGUGUGUAAGACACUGGCUUGGUAUAAUAACCAUGUUUUCGUAUGAUUGAUUUGUUGUGAAAGGCCUGUGGAAUCGAUUGCAGCCAGAAGCUCGGUGUCUGUAGCGCGCAAAGAAGCGCACACGAACAGAACGCGCGGCGUCCUGUCGCCUUUCCUGGAGGGCAGCAGUGAUGCCGGAUCCGCCUAUAUAAGAGCCUCCAAGAUGCCACGGAGCGGCCAUUCAUGCAUUCGCUGCCAGCGCUUUUCAAGAAAUCACCUCCCUCCUCUGUUCGCACCGUGCGACGUGUGCUCCGCCAUUAGUCCGCUUUCACAUGUGGACCGCCGCUUUUGAAUAGCUCAAUUCAGCAUUUUUGGCAGAUUUCUCUCUCUCUCUCUCUCUCUCUCUCUCUCUCUCUGUCUCUCCUGUGUUCCAGCCAUGCGCGUCAAGCAGCGAAGACUUCAACACAAGAACUUUGUCAAAGAAGAGUCCCAGGGCGCACAGGAUGCUCCACGGCGCGGGCAGCGCGUUUAGCGAAGGCUGGUGAGCGCGGCUGUCCAGGAGUGACUCCAUGAAGUUGUUAGUGUGAGAGAAAAGAAAACAACAACAACAAGGUUUUCUCUCAGUUAGAGUCUCCAAGCAAAUAGCUUCUACUCUGGGCAUGGACAAUGGAUACUCUAAGUCUUUCGGUGAACGCUGUGUCCUACACUGUGGUAGCUGAACUCUCCACUACUGACGAUCCGUUUAACGCACCCAUCAAGGACGUAGCGCCGUGGAACUUCACCGUGUUGGCCGUGCUCAUGUUUAUGGUCACGUCGCUGUCUCUGAGCGAAAACUUCCUCGUCAUGUUUGUCACUUUCAAGUUUAAGCAACUCAGACAGCCCCUGAACUAUAUAAUAGUCAAUUUGGCCAUCGCUGACUUUCUGGUCUCCCUCACCGGUGGAGUAAUAAGUUUCCUGACAAACGCCAGGGGUUAUUUCUUCCUUGGGAGGUGGGCUUGCGUCUUGGAGGGGUUUGCUGUUACUUUUUUUGGGAUUGUGGCCCUGUGGUCCCUUGCAGUUCUGUCCUUCGAACGAUUCUUUGUGAUCUGCCGGCCUCUGGGGAACAUCCGACUGCAAGCGAAGCAUGCAGUCCUGGGUCUGCUGUUUGUCUGGACCUUCUCCUUUAUCUGGACCUUCCCUCCAGUGCUGGGCUGGAACAGAUACACUGUGAGCAAGAUCGGAACCACCUGUGAGCCUGACUGGUAUUCAACCAACAUGAUAGAUCACAGCUACAUCAUCACCUUCUUCACCACCUGCUUCAUUCUGCCUCUGGGAGUGAUAUUUUUCUGCUACGGGAAGCUGUUACGGAAGCUCAGGAAGGUGUCUCAUGGUCGUCUGGCCACUGCCAGGAAGCCAGAGCGGCAGGUGACCCGUAUGGUGGUGGUGAUGAUUGUGGCAUUUAUGGUUGGCUGGACGCCAUAUGCAGCCUUCUCCAUACUGGUCACAGCUCAUCCAACCAUUAAACUUGAUCCCAGACUGGCUUCCAUUCCUGCCUUCUUUUCCAAAACGGCUGCUGUGUACAACCCAAUCAUCUACGUCUUCAUGAACAAACAGUUUCGCAAGUGCCUCAUUCAGCACUUCACCGGCAUGGGGACCAUCCCAGACAGCAACAUGAACCAGACCUCAGAGCGACCUGGCAUUACUGCAGAGAGUCAAACAGGAGAAAUGUCAGCCAUUGCGGCCCGCAUCCCGGUGGGUGGCACCGCGUCGCCCAGGUCUGAUGAUUCUCCAACCGACUGUGGCUCAUUUGCCCAGCUGCCCAUCCCAGAAAACAAAGUGUGUCCAAUGUAACAGUACACCUCAUCCCAUAAUACCCUGCUGUGACUUAGAUACAGCUUGUUUCAGAGCCUGUUUGGACAACAACAGACAUUUAAAUCUUUUGGUUAUUUGAUGAGAUAGAAGGUGCAGUGUGAAGAGCAGAGAGUCAGCUUUUGAAGGGUUUUGAUAGCUGGUGAUUCUAGCACUUUCUCGUAUUUAACUUGCAAAAGUAACGAAUUGACGCGCAACAUCAAAAACCAGAAAACAUUUUGGUUCCAGCUUGUUUUCAGUAGUUUUCAAUAUUUGAUUAAGAGAACAACAAAGGGGGACAAGAAGAAACUACACAGAAAUACUCAGAGCUUUACUCCCUAGAUAUCUUGUAAAUAGUUGCUUGCCAGAUACACUGUCUUGUUACAGGAGAAUGUCUUGGAUGUUCUCUUCGGUAUCAUUGCACACCUGCUAAGGUGCCACAUUAGAGGGCACUUUGUUCAACUUCAUAGUUUCUGGCUUCAUAUCCCACUGAGAAAAGAACCUUGACAUCAGUUAGCUGAGGGCUAGCCAGUACUUUUCAAAUACAACAAUGCAUCCAGCCUUUCAUCUCGUCCUCGCCUUCUCCUUUGAAGCCCUGUGAUGGCGCCUGUAGAGAAAGUACUGUUUUUCUAUGCUGUUUCAGUACUUUGCUUUUGCAGCGCAUCUUCAUUCAUCUCUGCUCGUCAAGAGGACGCAGCAGUCUUCUGAAUUUGGAUACAAGUUUGGGUCAAAGCUUUCAUCUUUGAUGAAGAUGGUCAAUGGGACAUGGAGAUGCCAGUCUCUUGCUGCCUCUGUGCAGCUAUUGGAGGACAAUAAACACACAGACAUGCACAUGACUACAAGCACAUACACCACAGGCCCAUACAGGCCUGUGUUACAGUUAACACUGUGUCCUGUGAAAAUGAUGCAGUGCAUCAAAAAUUAUCCUAGCACAAAACCAGAGCACAUUACCAUAAUAAACAAAGGUCAACAGCAAUAUUAAACCUAAAUACUAUCACACAGUUGAGCACUUAAGUGUUAGCUACAGUAGAUGUAGCAGUGAGCGUUAAAAUGUCUUCUGCUUGACUUUGUGGUGCAUGUUUGUUCACUAUUACUGGUUAUUUGUCAGAACACUGUUGUAUUCUCUAUGUUGCACAGUGAUUCAAUAUGUUAAGAAAAAAGUAACAGUAUGGUCUCUGUUUGCAAUGUACUGAGUGUGUGUUCCAGUCAUGUUUGGCCAUUCUGGUAGGAGUAACAUUUAGCAUCUUUCAGCAUCAGUGCAUCUGUACCAAUUUAAUUGUAAUGCCUCGAUAUAAUAACAUGAGACCGAGGUGAAGACGAUCAGGAAGUCUGCACCCAUCUCAUAGAAAUGUUUCCCAGGACUGCUUUGUUGUUAAAGUCCCCAUGAAACAGAGGUAUCAGAGAAUCACCAAAAUCAGUCAAUAUAUUUAUAGAGUUGUGUUUAUGUACAGUAAUCAGUAAGGCAUGAUCCCCAGAAACACUCACUCAAGAUUGAUUGAUGGGUGAAUGUCAUGAGAUCACUGGUUAAAAUUGGUUGAUUCUAGCUUACGUCCCAUUUCGUUUUGAUUGGAUUUUGAUAUAUAAACACUAAGAAAUUGUGCUUUUUUUGGCAUAUAUUGUUAAAGAGGGGCACAAUAUCAUUUCUCAUUUCUGCUCAUUUAAUGGAACUUAAACAUGCUUUAAUCAGCAUUUUCUGUGUGAUGCCUCUGCAUGUUGUGAAAGAGAUGCUCAGUGAGCAAGGGAGAGAAUCGUGGAGAAUCAUCCCUGAACUCAGCAGCUAGAUCCUUUUUAGCUUGUUUAGCUGCUGUUGUUUUUACAGCUGCACACUCACUCUGUGGGUAAAUCUCAGUGCUCCCUUCACCUCAGUUCAGCAACAGAUAGCGGUUUUCCGAAAUGAAAAUGCUGUUUAGAUGCCGGCAGAGAGCAUUUUCUCAGAGUUUUCUCAGAGAUGGCCUGUUACAUUCAGCUAUUACAUUACAUUCAGCUUCAAUUCCAAAUUGUAUACAGCAGCAUCAAAGGACAAACAUCAGCAGGUUACCACUUGACUCUAAACACUAAACACUGAAUAAACACAGUUAUAAUUGCAAUUAUAAACAUAAUUUGCAAACAAUUGGCCUUUUGGUUACAAGAGUAAAAUAU